This is a messenger RNA of Emiliania huxleyi CCMP1516, 990 nucleotides long. RefSeq names its product carboxyl-terminal-processing protease. The coding region runs from base 1 to 990 and encodes 329 amino acids. Gene Ontology annotation, biological process: proteolysis. Lineage: Eukaryota; Haptophyta; Isochrysidales; Noelaerhabdaceae. Gene Ontology annotation, molecular function: endopeptidase activity; serine-type peptidase activity. The record is from RefSeq and is a predicted model, not a curated record. The transcript is spliced from 6 exons.
AUGUUGCUCGCCAGCUUCAGCCCAGGCGUCCUGCUGGGGUCGUCAGUGGCGCCGCCGCUGCCGCCCCCGCUGGUGGGCGUGCGCGCACGUGAUGGACCUUGGUCAGCCAUUUUGCGGCGCGCCGGCCGGGAUGCUAUCACCUGCGCGCUCGCGGCAUCGCUGGCUACGGGCGGGCUGCGAGCAGUGCAUGCAGACGUCGGCGUGCUCAGCGAGCAGGGCGUUGGAGUCGCGGCGGCGCGAGCAGUGUCCGGGUCGCCGGUGGCAGAGGAGGUGUGGGCCCUCCUGGACAAGUACUUUCUCGACCGCACCUUCAACGGCGUCGACCUGGCGGCGGAGCGACUGAGGCUGCAGCAGAUGGCGCCGCUCUCCGAGACGGCAGCGCUCGACGAGAGCGAGGCUCUGGUGCGGCGGCUAGGCGAUCGCUUCUCGCGUGUGCUGAAGCCGGCGCAGACCGCCAAGCUCGGCAAGUACGACGUGAUCUCCGACUCGGGGGCGAUGCUCGUCGGCGCGGCGAUCCAGAGCGACGGGUCGGUCGCCUCGCUGGUGGUGCGCCGCCCCUCGUCGGGCGCGGAGCCGCGCGCUCUCACGCUGCAGGUGCUCGACAUGCGCGGCAACUCGGGAGGGGCGGGCGGCGCGAGGCAGCCGCUCUACUCGCGCGAGUCGGGCGCCGUCGCGUCGCAGCCGCUGCAGGUGUGGGUGAAUGGGCGCACCGCGAGCUCGGCCGAGGUGCUCGCGGCGGCGUUGCACGACAACUGCCGCGCCAAGGUGGUCGGCGCAAAGACGUACGGCGUCUUUGGGCUCUCCGACGGCGGCGCGCUCAUCGAGACGGUCGCGAGCUACGCGACGCCCGCCGGCGCAGAGAUCAACGAGCGCGGGAUCGCACCCGACGAGGAGCGCAUCUUCCUGUCGGACGUGCUCGGCUCGUCCUUCCUCGACGCCGACAUAAAGGGCGCCGCGAUUGCGCAGCCAGUGUGCGGGACGCGCAGAUAG